This is a messenger RNA of Ornithodoros turicata, 1303 nucleotides long. RefSeq lists its product as uncharacterized. The coding region runs from base 209 to 766 and encodes 185 amino acids. Lineage: Eukaryota; Metazoa; Arthropoda; Arachnida; Ixodida; Argasidae. The transcript has 2 exons. The record is from RefSeq and is a predicted model, not a curated record. Gene Ontology annotation, molecular function: nucleic acid binding.
GACGCCGACUUCCCAAAGAGUAUGGGAACGACUACUCGACACCUUUUGCCGGUUCGGGUUUCCCGCUCAGCUGAUCACUGACAACGCAACCUACUUUACAAGUAAGGUGUUCUCAGAUUCUUGCGCUGUCUUAGGCAUUCAGCACAAGAAGACUUCCCCGUAUCACCCUCAGGCUAAUAUUACCGAACGUGUUAAUCGGAACCUGAAGAUGAUGUUGGUUGCUUUUACUAGUCAGCACCACCGUGAUUGGGAUCUUCGCCUGACUGAGCUGGCGUUCGCUACACGGACGACGGUCAACAGAUCUACAGGCUUCACCCCGGCGUUCCUGAACUUGGGACGAGAGGCUCCUUUUCCAGUAGAGAAUGCCCUGGGCCUCUGGGAUGGCAGUACCCAGCCUCCUUAUUCAAGGUACGCUGAGGACCUCCAGAGCCGACUGGACGUCGCAGCUCGGACGGCUCGGGAGAACUUGGACGUCGCAAGGUUGGACCAGGCUCGCCAGUACAACCGUGGACGACGGAAUCUCACCUACAGCGUCGGUGAUCUUGUCCUUCGACGGACUCACCCGCUUAGUGAUGCGUCACGUGGCUUUGCAGCUUCGCUCGCAGAUAGGUGGGAUGGCCCCUUCGAGCGGCCAUGCCUCCCCAAAGAAAGCGUAGUCGCGGGCCUGGACGCUCUCCAGGAUCUAGUUCAUCUACCGCCCGGCCUCAGGUACCGAGCCGAUCCGAGCCACCAACUCACCGGUCAGUGGCUACAUGGACCGUCGUAGCGGGAGGCAGACCGGUAUCAUGGGCCUCCCGCUCUCGCUGGACCUCUCAACCGCGCCCGCUUCGCACCGACGACCCGGCGAAAGUGCCUCAACCUUUCAGAGGUCUGUUGUUGACAGACCGACACCUCAAUGACCCCCCGAUUCCGCUGACUGCGGAGGAAAAGAGACUUCUGUGUCCUCUGUGUCAAGUCCCUGAGCUGCACCGUCGAACACAUCGACAAGGACCGCUUCACCGAGCUAGGCAACAGUCCAACAGCAGGGACGUGGCCUCAGCGCUAGAGACAUUGAGGAGGCACAGGCCCGACCUCUUAAGGCCUUCCUCCCCACCGAACCCUGGGGACGACGUGGUCCUGGAGUUCGAUGACGACGACCUCUAAACAUUCUAAAGUUUUCGGUUGUCAAACUGGGUUCGACGUUUUGCGGUGGGGGAAGUGUGGGGCGAAGUAGAGGAAGAAGUUUGGACGUUGCGGGACGACGAGGAAGUGAGAGACUUGGGGGUAAAAGGAGAACGACGAGGGGUUUGUGUAGUCAGUGUGG